Molecule: messenger RNA, 2934 nt
Organism: Arctia plantaginis
Lineage: Eukaryota; Metazoa; Arthropoda; Insecta; Lepidoptera; Erebidae
Source: the annotation of a GenBank genome assembly
AUGGAUGCUUCUAAAGUUACAAGUAAAACAAGCUCUCUAAAGGCAUUGAUCCUAAAAGCUUGGAGAGAACGAUGGACGGAUAUACAAUGGGGUAUAAACAUUAAGACUAUACUUCCGAGAGGUGUCAGCGGAGAUCUGUACAACCUUGCUGAUUGUAUUCUUCAGCAAGCUAUGGUUGGCUGUGGAGCAAAUCAACUGGUAAUAUCCUACUUGAAGCAUUCCCUGGCAUCGCACUUGGUGUCUUAUGCAGCGGUUUUACAACGGAUUGCUAAAUUUGACGCAUUUCACAAACCCCAUUGCAUUCUCAGUCUACUUGAGUUUAUGGAGAGUUUUCUUGAUGGUAUAACAUGUCGGGGUAAAAUGGAAGAAGAGGUGUUGGCAUUCGCCGUUUCGUCUAUAAUCUUAUGGCUAUUGCAAGUGUAUCAUUAUUCCCUAAGUAAAUAUCCAUCUUCAAACCCUAUUCAAACUCAAGAGUUACUGGAAAAAUCAACAUUGUUAUUAAACUCAAUAGUAAACACAGACUUUUUGCUUGCAAUGUUCUACCUCGCUAAGCAGAAUGACCCUAAUGAAUAUAAUGAAGUUACAAAGAAAUGCCAAGAGAUCACUGCAUUCAUGAUGAUGAAUACACAAUUCAAGGCGCCGGUCACUAUUCAUGAGACAUUACAGAAAAUUUGUAAUAUGGAUAUUGAUAAAAUAGCAUCACUGAAUACUAAACCAGAGCCGAUCACUCACUGUUUACAAGCGUUGAUAGCUAUUAAUGUACUUGCUAAUCCAAGUGCUGAUUUGCAGACAUUAUCCAAUCAUCUUCUUAUGGUACAAAGAAUCAAGGGAUAUUCUCUAUCGAGACUGUAUUGUGAACUGAUUAGAGCCUGUUUCAUUUCAUUGAAUGAUUCAAGUAAAGAUUCAUUAAAACAAUCUUUGUGGGCAGCAUUUACAUUUUUGAAGAUACCACAAGUGAUUCACUAUUUACAUAAUACUUGUGGGAACACAAAUAAAGACAAUGAGUACUCCAUUGAGGUUGUUGAGGCAUUUGAAAAGUUGUUGCAGGCCACCCCACUGUUGGAUAUCGUUGAUACAAAAAACUCGUGUAAUAGUGUCAUAUCCUUAUUAGAACCCCUAAUGAAAUUAAAUGUUAUAUCAGAAAAUCAUAUGGUGUACUUCAGACAAAAGAGAGAAAAUAAGGAUGUAAAAUUACUAAAACUAGAGCCAACUGGGCUUCAAGGGUCUGUACCCUCAUUCAUCACUAGAGCUGAACCAACAUUAGCUGGUAUCCUAAAAACAAUGGGAGGUGAGUUUCAUAAAACACACGACUCUUUAUAUGCAAUGCUUUGCCAAAUAGUUGGUGGUGCUACACUGGACACAAUUCUAGCAGUUGCUAUAGUAGAAGGAAAGAUAAAACUAAUUGUCUCAAGGUUGAUUAAGUUUAAUGAAUUUGCAUUAUUAGCUGCUAGUGAGAAAGGUGCUUCCCAGUCCAAAGUGAAUAUCUUUGAUAUUUCAUUUCUCAUUCUUUGCUCAAUAGUCCAAGAUUAUGGGGCAGACGCCGUUCUUGAUGAAAAUGGAGAUUCAUUUUUUGAAAAAUGGGUAAGGGACUGUAUGGUUUACCAAGGAGUUCAUAAAUCUCCUGACCAAAUUCUUCAAAAGUGUGAUUCUCAACUUGUGGAUGUAUUUAUUCAUCACUUGAAUGCUGCAGACUUUGAUUUUAAAAAUACAAAUAUUAAGCCUCAUGACCUUUGUAUGAAUGUAAGUGGAGUAGUUAAAGAAAUUCUUUUUGCUUGGGAGAAAGGUUCUCUUUCAUCAGCAGAUGUUAAGUCUAUGUUGGAUUCCCUAAGACAAAAAAUGCCAUCUCUAGCAGUAUGUGCUGCUGUGUGGUUAUGUUCAUAUGUUAAUGUUGUUCACCAAGAUGCAGUUUUGAAGCCUAUUAAUAUGAUACAACAGUUCUUAGUGCCACCUAGUGAGGUUGAGGUAAAACAGUUAGAUAAUUUCCAAGAGAAAAGUGUUCUGAUGGCUCAAAUUAUAAGGAAGAUGCAGUAUGAUAUUCACCCUCUUUCUCUAUCAAAGGCCAAGGCGCUGACACUCUCACAUAACAUUAUUUCAAGACAUCCUAUUUUAGAACAAUUACAAACUGUGUGGGAAGAUAUUAAAACUAGAGGAUAUCUACAUAUUGAUGCUACCCAUAUUAUAGAAAGUCUUUUGAAAACAACUGGACCUAUCUGGUUUGUCACAAACUUAGUAAAGGAAACAUUGAAGUUUCGUUACCAAGAUGAUUUAGAUAGGUCGGUGGAUAUUGUUAUUGCUAUGUUUCAUUUGGAUAUUGAAAAAUGUACUGAGGCUUUGAUUCUGCAUGUUUUACCUCAAUAUUUGUAUAAUGCAAAAUUGAGUGAAGAUUUAGUAGAACCUCAAUCUGCAAUAUUGGCCAAACUCGUGGUUUAUUCCAUUUACGCUGCUCUCGAACAUAGUAAUUCAAACAAAACUACACCAACCAGAAAACGGCGUCAUGAUGAGUCCGAGGACUUAGAUCAGCAUUGUUCAAGUAAUAAAAUGAGACGAAUGAAUGAUAAUUCUACUGAUAGCACUAUGUACUACAAUCAAGGAAAGAGUAUCUCUGGAAUCACUUUAAAGGAACCCCUGCUAUCUGCAUUGGAAACUCUGUUUGCUUCGUUUUCGCAGUUAGCUGGAAAAAAUGGCGAUGUCACUCCUCAAACUGAUUUUAUUUUGCAGUUUCUCAUAUAUGUGGUGCAAUGUGGACAAGACAGAGCACAAUUAGUUCUGCAAAAAAUGCCCAGUGAACUUGUUCCAACUUUGAUUAAAUGUCUUCCAGGCGGUUUUAAUAUAGGUUUAAUACUUAGAUUGUAUGAUCUAUCCACUCCAUAUGGAAGAAAAGAUACUGCUAGAGAUUUAUGUCUUUUGCGUAAUAUGCGGCUCAGACCCGAUUAA